UUUAUUACUCUUGACUGAGGGUGUACUGAAGGCUGUGGCUCUCGCUCCCUUCCUCAGCAGAUACCUUUCAGGCGACAGCACGCACGACUCACGCGUGGAGUUAAAAAAAAAUGCGGCUGAACGAUCGGAAAAGGCACACGACUGUGUGGACGACUGUUAUCCACCACUAGUUUUUCUGUCAAAGACGAGCCAUGAAGAAACACCUGAGUCCAACUAAACAGCAGCAUCAGCAGCCCCAGCCUCAGCAGCAGGCGCCGACUGAUGCUCCAGCUCCAGGCUGUGAGGUGACCGUCCAGCAACUCAACGAGCUGCUGUCCAACGGCAGCGGCUUCUACAGUCUACCCACCCAGCACUUCAACGAGGUGUACCCCAGGAUAUACAUCGGCAACGCGUUCGUAGCUCAGAACACCAUGCGUCUGCAGAAACUGGGAGUAACACAUGUCCUGAACGUGGCAGAGGGCACGUCUUUCAUGCACGUCAACACCAGUGUGGACUUUUACACAGGCACGGGCAUCACGUACCAUGGCAUCCAGGCCAAUGACACCGAGCAGUUCAACCUCAGUGCCUUCUUCGAGGAGGGGGCUGAUUUUAUCGAGAGGGCCCUAGCACACAACAAUGGAAAAGGAAAAGUCUACGUCCACUGCAGAGAAGGCUACAGCCGCUCUCCCACUAUGGUCAUCGCUUUCCUCAUGCUGCGCCACAAAAUGGAUGCGCGGCAGGCGGUGGCCACCGUGAGGCACAAGAGAGAGAUCGGUCCUAAUGAUGGCUUCCUUCGCCAACUGUGCCAGCUGAACGACAAACUAGCAAAGGAGGGGAAGCUGAACGGUGAGGUGGGAAAAUUAAAGACCAAAUGAUACCCAGGGACCCUCUGCCCUGUCUGUUCCCAUCAUGCCUUUUGACAGGUGUCAGCUGCUCUCGGAGACUGAUCCCGACCAGACUAAACCAGCACCCAUUCAACACACCGGGGUAUCCUGCUAACAUACAUACACACACAUACGUGCGCUUAUCAGUGUAGCUUGUUUGUCUUUGUCCGUGUCUCUGCUGCUCAGUAGCAGUGGUCUCGCUCCUCUGCUUGGCCCUGCAGAGUUAGAUCUCACAACACGUUCCCCAGCAGCCCCUCUUUGUCACCCCCACAGUCAACAGAUGUGCAGAUGUCUCUCUGCUCCGCCUCUGAUCUGGUAUCAUUUCUGAGCCAAGCUACAUGAAGCAUUCCUUCAGUUCUAACCAGUCAAAGAAACAUUGCCCUGAUUCAUCCCUGCGUCCCUGCGUGGAUUCAAUGAAGAUUAUAGCACAAUCAUUCCAUACUUUUCCACUGCCACAAAUGUUGAAGUUUCAAUGAAACCCCUAAAUAAUAUACAAUAUACAAGUCACUGACUGCAUGUGUUUCAGACACAGAAAAACAACAAACAUUUUAUUAUAAGGUAAUUUGUUUAUGGAGUAAUACUCUAGACAUUCCAGAGAUCUUUUGAAAACGUACCUGAUAGUUUGGUUUGUCCUGCUCCCCCUCAAUAUGCUUUUCCUUAACAAUACAAAUUCAGAAUCAUUUUUUAUUUAUUUUUUAAAAUGAGAGCUUUGUCUACAUACAGCGUUUUAACUUUUGGAUCGUUAGGCAUUCAGAUGCCACUAAUAGGAUGAAUUUUAACCUUUCAGAAAGUUAUAGUAGCUGUUCUAAGUAAAAAAUAAAAUCAAAAUCAAAUCAUGUCAAAAUCCACUUACUGCUGUAUCUGGUGUCGAAAAUAAGCUACACUGUAGCUAUUGGAGCUAACAUUUAGCUCAAUUAUGCUGCUGGAAGGUGAUUAAAAGCAGUAAACCUAGCUAAUGGCCACAAAUAAAUAUGUGAAAAAAAUGUUUUUGCUGCCCUGUAGUGGUACUGCAGGCCAUUUAGAAAUGUAUUUCUAAAUGCCUAAAAAAUAUCAGACGCAACGAGAAUGUCUUUCAUACACAUUAUAUGUAUGUAACACAUUAGUGUCCGUCAAAAACACAAACACUGAUCAAAACAAAUCUGAUAUAACUACUUUAAAAAAAUUUCUUUUGUUAAUUUUGCCUUUUUGUCAGAGAAAAGGCAGAGUAUUAAUUACACCAGGCCCAGAUCUUGUACGUAGCUCAUGUGUUAAUGCAACCUAAACUUACACUAUGUGGUCCACUUAAUUUGGAUUUAAUAAAAUAAAACUACAGUCCCCGUUAUCAUAUAUCGAUAGUUUCAGCCAAGAUAAAAUAAAAACUAUGUUAAAACACAUGACCCUGCUGCUUCACCACGGUCAAACCAGAGGCCAUUACAUUAAAACCAUUUCCUUCAGAGGACACCGCCCACUUUCACCACAAACUUCCACUCAUUUAGUAGAGGUUCCCGACGCAGUCAUUUGACCAGUAUCCAACAGCACUGCUUCAUUGGUACCGUCUGUCAGCGGUCCAUACGCAGAGUGUCACAUGUGCCACCCCUCAGUGUGUGUAUGUCAGGCACUCAUUAAUAGAGCCUGACCCUGUGCACACACAGGGCCAAAGCCUUUUGUUUGUUUUGUGUGUACUAAAGCAUUGCAAUAUAUGUCAAUACAUCAGAUAUAUAGAAUGUACUCACAUCAAAUGUAGCUGUCGUGGCUGCAUUUCGUAGAUACUGGGAACUUUCCUAUUGUAUUGUAUUUAUUACUGGACAGUACUACUGUAAUUAACACCAAGGGGCAGGAAGGACAGUGACAACAGGGAUGAAAGUGUGAGAUGAAAAGUUUGAAUGCUGAAAAGUCGUGUUUGUACUCUGAGCACUGGGAAAGACGUGUCAGUGGCUCAUCCAUCACAGCCCCAAGAAUCAGAUGAAUAAAAGAAGGUUUAAGAAACAAGGUUUACGUUUGAGUCCAGGAGAGUAUUACUCUGCAGAGACUACAACCUACAGUAGUUAGACUCACUUCAUUACUAGCACUAUUUAUUCCUCCCUAUUAUAUAUCUGUAUACAUAUGAAUAUAUACAUGUACACUGUAUAUACAUAUUUAAGUGUUGACAUAUAUGAAUGUAUAAGCAAUGUGUCUAUAACGUGUUGGUAUUGUCAGUAUGUCCUUAUAUAUCACGUAGUACUCCUAAUCGUAUGACAUUUUUCCAGUCACAUGUGCAUUGGUAUGAUGUGCAUGGACACUGUUCAGUGUAAUUGUGAUAUUUUCCAUAUCGCAAUUAAGAAAAAUCGUGUCGACAACUGCAGCUCGGCUGAGAUACUGAGGCAUGAAGUCAUCACCUACACUGGUGCUUUGUGUGGUCUUUAGGUUUCCACUGAUUAAUUCAUGAUAAACCGCAGGAUGCAGGUGGCAGCAGAAGAUCCAUAUGAGUUAACCCGCAUGUGACCUCACUGCAUACAAAUCAUCAAAUCCAAGUCAAGGACACGCUCACACCCUCAUGUCUUCAUUUGGUGUUUUUAGACGUUUGUUGUCUCCCUCUCUGUCCUGAUGAAGAUCAAAACUGUCGGCUUUGGUAAAAAGACAAAUCAUGAAGUGAUCUCCAGAGUCACAUUUCAAUGCAGUGUUUGGAAAUAGGGAGAAAUACUCACAUUGAGGAGACGGAAGACUCUCCACGAGGGGGAGCUGUUUAGUUAUUCCGAUGCUACAGCUUGUUCACAAAAAAAGGAACCCAUUUUAAACUCUUUUUUUACCUGAACAUUAAAACUAUCAAAUUUGUACAUGUUCAGCAGAGUUUUAGCUGUAAUUUUCUUCUAGGCAGGUUAUACGCCCUCUGCUGGUAAAAUAGAUCACUAGACGUCAAGUGUUGUGCCUGAGACUACAAGCCAAAAAACCUAAUUCUGGUAAAGGAUCUCUCGCACAGGUUUUAUACUGAAUUUCAUUCCUGACCCUUUGGCUAGUAAUCAACAGGCAACUCUAGGUCAAGUGUCUUGUCCAGGGACACAAAUCUGUUAUAUCUGGGAAUCUGUGAUAGGAUCUGUGUCCUAUAGACAAUGUAAGUACUCAGUUGUUUAGAAACAUUUCCAAACCUGCAUUAAAAUGUACAGUUUUGCUGUUGCCUUAAGAUUCUGAUUGGCCAGAGGAGAGGAAAGCCCCAAAUGUUAUCACAUAGGGUGGAGUUAUUGGUAAGUGUAGUUGUGAUGUGUCUCCCCUAGGGGACCUUAAAGGGUUUCUGAUGGUGUUGGUUCAUGGACAGGUUGCUGUCUCUGACCCGCUGCCAUUUUUGUCAGCUCAUAUACUUGAAAAGGUCUCAGAUCUGGCAUUGAACACCUGGGGACCUGGGAAUGUCUCUGACUAUGAACCAGGUCCUGCAGUUCAAAGUCAAAACCAUUUUCACAUGCAUCAUCGCACGUGUCACGUUGAGUUUUUCCAUCACCUCAUCAUGAAUCACAAACCACACAACACUGACGUUAGCCCUAAUAACUACAGUAUAACGACUUCAAUCAAACAUACACUAGUACUGUGCUAUGAGAUGGUAAUACUGCACUGUGCAACAUUAAGACUGGGAUUUCAUUCUAUUUAAACAAUGCCCUCCUUCUGAAGACACCAGAAAAAAUAACAACAACAAACAUUACUGUUGUUGUUUUUCUAUUUCAGCUUAUCUUAAAUUUGAGAAGCCAUUUUAAUCCUCCUGACGUUGGUCCAGGAUGAGGGUAUGUACUUUUAUAGCAUCAACUGCCUGUACUAGCCCACUCACUGAUUCAGUCAUCAACAGAUUUGGCUGCAGAGAUGUAGACUGUGAUACUGGACAAAUAUCAGCCACCGUAGAAGUUUUCAGUCCAGUGACAAAUGUGGCAAAAAAAAAAA
This is a messenger RNA of Cynoglossus semilaevis (tongue sole), 4742 nucleotides long. It is a transcript of the gene dusp3a, whose product is annotated as dual specificity phosphatase 3a. The coding region runs from base 192 to 854 and encodes 220 amino acids. The transcript is spliced from 3 exons. Gene Ontology annotation, biological process: negative regulation of MAPK cascade; protein dephosphorylation. The record is from RefSeq and is a predicted model, not a curated record. NCBI's taxonomy places the organism in Eukaryota, Metazoa, Chordata, Actinopteri, Pleuronectiformes, Cynoglossidae. Gene Ontology annotation, molecular function: MAP kinase phosphatase activity; protein tyrosine/serine/threonine phosphatase activity. Gene Ontology annotation, cellular component: cytoplasm.